AUGGCAGAGGGCAUCACUUGUGGGAAAGAUACGCAUCAUGUGGAAGAUAUUCGUGGGGGUAUUCAGGUCGAACCUCAAAGCAGCAGAUCGUAUGCAAAGAACAAUGACGUGAGCGAUGUCAAAAAUGCUCACCCGCCGAUCUCCUUUAGUAGUUUGCUAAGUUCAUUUAAGUCGUUCAUGUGUAUAGCGGAGGAACUUGUGUCGCUACGUUGGUGUGCUGAACUUUCUUCACCACGCGCCCUCCCAAACGGCGGCAGGCACGUCUUUGGUCUCACGUCGCUUCUGACGGAGCCAGUUCAGGUAGAAAGUCUGUUUGCCAUGCCUGUAGGGGGAGUCGAGCCUGGGGAAGGUUACAUGAAAAAAGAGCAGCCCUAUGAAGAUAGGGGCAGUCUCUUUGUACAUUUUUCAGAUGCUUCGACAUCUAUCGCAGCAGGGAAUGCAAGUACAAUGUUUGAUGUGGCAAUCCGCACCAACGUAGCAUACUCUAGUUAUAAUGCAUGGGAAGAUGCACUUAGACUUCAGAUACAGCAUGUCAUGGAGGCUUCUCUGAGUCUAGAGAAAGAGCUGCUUCUCUCACACCACUUCCCAGAGGAGCGUUCAGCGGCCAAGAGUGGAUGGGAGAAGCGCGUUUCCGAGACCCUUUCUCAGCUGAGGUUGCAUGUCAUGCUCACGUUCUUAAAGCGGCUUCAGUGCGUACUGAGGGGCGAUUCAGCGCAGCGAAAAAGUUUAGUUCACUCCCUCCCUACACAUCUUUAUGCACCACCGCUAUUCGUGGUCUCCCCGCUUUGUGUCACGGAUAUGCCCGUCGCACGGGCGAAAUAUGGGCUUCUCUACGCUCAGAAUCAGCUGAAUGUUAGGACGAUGCGCUCUAAUGAGUCCUUUGUCGGGACACUCGGAAGCUGUCUUAAGGAGGAGCUGCUGCCCUUCUUGUUGAAAGGCAAGGAGCAACCAACCGCAUGGCAACCUCAACGCUCGGAGUCUCAUUUAUCAGUGAACUUUAGUGCCCCUCUUUCUGGACUUGGGGAGGCCUCUGAGAGGGUGUUAAACAUGCUACGAAAAGCAUGGGAUGAAGUUCAGGCGGGCCUGCAUCGGCAACUUGCAAAACCGUCUCCUAGUACGGGCCGUGCCGCCGUCGGUGCGGUGUUUGACAUCCUAAAACCGGAUAGCUGCGAUGGGGAUGGAGAUAUGGCCUUGUAUCAGGUGCAGUAUGCAUUUCCGUUGCUCACUGGGGCAAGCAAUGGUGAUCCAAACACGUUUUUCCCCUAUGCCGCACCCAUUCGGCUUGACUUAGCUGAUUUCCAGCGCCAGUUAAUCGCUAAGCUACACGCCCAACGCCAGGACAGAUAUCACGCAUAUUUCCGAACUGGAAGCAAUAGUAAAGGCAAUGUGCCGAAUGAAAAGCAACCGAAGGCAGUAUACGGCGCCUCCGUGAAUCUGACAGGGGACCUUCAGCUGGCAUCCAUCCCCGCCGAUCGUUGGGAUAGCAUGUGUCACGACGCUGGGGGUGGGCGCAUGGCCGAGGAGCUACGUAAGAAUUUCUAUCAGGAUCGACCGAUUGCACCGCGAAUGGAGUCAUCUGUAGUGAAGCGACCCCUGUUCUGCUUCAAUUCAUCAAACAGGCGGUCACCUGCAGUGGAGCGGAUACCAUUUGGCACUUCUCCUAGGCACGACGUUGUGUCUUUACAAAAUUUUCGGCGAAAUGAUUUUCAGGUUGAACCUAAUAAAUCCGUUAAACAGAAGCUUUUAUUGUCACCAUUAGGAUCCCACGAAUCGUUGCCAACACUUUCGGGUGUUAAAAAUCACACGGGUAGUGCAUCGACGCGAAGUACUACCUCGCGGAGUACGCGUGUGCCGCCCUCUCGUCCAGUUUCUGGAGCCCCGCUCCCCCAUAUCAAGCCGGAAGAGUUUUCAAAGUUGAUUGAAUUGUCAAACAAGCGCUUUACAUCCGCGAUUCCCGUAAAGGAAUCAUUUCAAGACGAAAGGAGCGGCCCGAAUGAGAACGGAAAACUGUCCUCGACCACAUCUGUUAAUCAGGCUACACGGACAAUCCCCAUUGUAACCUCAGAAUUACUGAAUAACUCAUUAUCUCAUGAGUCAGUUUUGUUAAAUCCGCUGUGGAAAGCUGCUUUAGAGAUAUGCCCGACUCUCUCAGAAGAGAUACUGCCUGGCAUCUAUCUGCAAGACCUCCACGAGGACAUUCAAAAGUAUCCAAUAGUCAUCUCGGUGCUUAAUCGACUCAGUACCAAGCGUAGUGAAUCCAGCAAGCAAGAAAUAUCCCCCACACAUUCGAGCGGCAAGCACACCGAACAGACGUUGCUGGAAUUGUUGAGAUCCAUAGCAUGCGACCUGCGUGCGCGGACGCUUUCCAUACAAGCUGAAAUGCCCUUUCUACCCUACCGCGUGAACGGCAUUCUGUUAUGUAACCUACAACCUCGGAUGGAACAGGACGCAUCCUUCCAGUCCCUCUGCAGCAUUCGCCAUCAGAUUAUCCGUGGUGUCGUUGGGAUUUCUGGUGGUAUCGGCUACGCUCAACGCCUAGGUAGAGUCGAGCAGUGCCUCAGGGAUGCAGCAUCGCCGCUAGCACGCACCAGUGGAUUUCCUAUGAUUAGUGCGGAGAAGGCGGAGGCUUCUAUCGCCAUAUUAUCACAACUCCAUCGUAACGCGUCUGACGUGACUAUCAGUGAUGAGCGUAGCAUCGGGUCACCUUCAGAAUCCACAUUCAAUGAGCCUGCAACAAAGCGCCCCCCCACCUGGAAGCUCUCCAAGGCGCAAGCCCAUCACACAAUGCUCAGUCCGGCACAUUCUGUAGCCUCUCCCGCGGCUUCGAAAGAGGCUAAGGUAAUGGGUCGAAGGGAAUUAGAACCCAGCGCAGCUUCCAAGAUCAUCGGUGCUUCUCCUGUAAGGGACCAUCCUCCGCUAGUCGAGUAUGUGCCUUCUACCACUGCACACCAGUCAAAUUUCGCAGAGCAGCAAUUCAAAAUGUCGAUACCAAUGAAGAAUACGUUUUCGCUACCUCUAAUGAGCCAACAAGACGCUGCACAACCCUGGAAAAGGGGCCAACAGCGGCCUCUUCAGACGAACGCUAUACCUUCUUACGUGGAAUCCUCCAAGAGACGUCCCGUGAAUCGCGACGCGGCCAUACGCUGGGGCAAUCACACAUCGUCGGACAGUGCCUCGCGUGAGGAUAGCAACAAUGCAGGAGGUGUACCGAGAACGCUCAAAGGCGAUGCACCAACGCUAGCGCCUGAUCAAAGCAGUGCAACUGCCGCCACUGCCGCCGUGGAACCAGCCGAACACGCGGUGGCGGGGUGGGCACGACGAUUGGGGAGCAGGAACGUCUCCUUGAAGGCUGCGAUCCCUCCUGUUCUCACUGAGCGGGCUACCCAUGCGCAGAUUCCCCCAGUUACGGCGAAGACGCUUAUCUUUAACUUUAACCCUAUGAAGGAGUCGAAGCCUCUGGACUUGGGACACGGAAACGUCCAGUCAGUUGCGGUGAACGCACCAUCUGCGAGCACCUCGCUUCGGGAGGUCUACCAGCAGGCCUGUCUGGAGCACAAGAUGCGGCCUAAUACUGGCCUCCUCUACCUCCUCCCCGCGGAGCCCUUCAAACGACUUACGAGCCUCGACCUAUCCGCGAACUACGUGGGCUCGAAAGGUGUUAUUCCACUUUUGGAAGUUAUUAAGUACAAUGGCGAUGCCUUGCGCACGCUUCGGCUUAGCCACAAUAACUUAGAGAACAUGCAAGUAAUGGAGAUAGUAAACGUGCUCUUCAACACUUCAGCUGGUGAUGCUCUGACGCACCUGGACCUUUCCUACAACCCGAUUUCUCGCACAAGUGGUCAGGUAAUACUGGAUUUGUGUAUCAAAAGGCCUAACAUCACGACAAUUCGCUUGGAGGGCACAACGAUACCACGACAACUUAUUAAAUCGAUUAUUGAUACCGUUGAAAAGUCUGCUAUGUAA
This is a messenger RNA of Phytomonas sp. EM1, 3963 nucleotides long. The record is from the annotation of a GenBank genome assembly. Lineage: Eukaryota; Euglenozoa; Kinetoplastea; Trypanosomatida; Trypanosomatidae.